UGUGUAUAGGGAUUAGGGAGUAUUGCAUAAUUUGCUCUUGAUAGUUACACUCAUGUCUCUGCAGAUGCAAAAGAUGUGAUGGGAAAGGAAAGAUUCCUUGUGCAACUUGUGGAUCUCGUGGGCUAAUAAAAUGUGAGACGUGCAAUGGUAGUGGUUCUCUGUUGACACGCAAAGUUGCCAUUGUUAGAUGGAAAACAUUUUCAACUCGAAAAGUAAGUGCAACGAGUGGCGCAGCAUCAGUUCCAGACGAGGUUUUCCACAGAGCCAAAGGGGUGCAGUUGUGUAAUACCCAAGCAUAUCAGUGCACUCCAGCCUUUUUUGCCGACUCUUAUUUCCUCAACAAAUUCUCUUCUGAAGUUAUUGCCGAAAGGGCUUCAGUCCCUACCACUGCCAGGGUCAUAUGUGAGAGGCAUACAGUAUCUGUUGUUCCAGUGACACGAGUCACCAUGUCUCAUCGCCGUCGAUCUUUCAGCUUCUACAUCAUUGGAUUUAGCCGGGAAGUGUACUUGAAGGACUACUAUCCUGCAAGAUUUUGCUGGGGUCUCUGUCCAUGCCUGGAAUGGCUGAAGUUGUAAUCAGGCAUAUUUUCCAUUCAGAGUUGUUUGAGAGUAUCAUACAUAUCAUGCUUCUGUUAAAAUAAAUUAACAAAAUUAUCUUUGUUUGGGGAAUUGGAUUGUGAAUUGCGGUUUCCUUUCGUUUAUUGGAUUUUUCUGCAUAAUGAGAAUUCAACCUUCUCAUGAGAUACCAUUUUCUUCUAAUUCUUUUUUUUUCUUGAAUUGCUUCGACUUACAAUUAAAUGUUGAAUUAUUAA
Rubroshorea leprosula is the source of this 811-nucleotide messenger RNA. Lineage: Eukaryota; Viridiplantae; Streptophyta; Magnoliopsida; Malvales; Dipterocarpaceae. The record is from the annotation of a GenBank genome assembly.